AAGAUUUUCAAAGAGAAGAGCGAGAUCUCUGAGAGGAGCUGGCAGAUAGGUAGAAGCAAGGUUUUUCUGAAGGAGGAGGUUCAGAAAGUGUUAGAAGCAGAGAUCAGUGCUGCCGUUCUGGAAUUCUGCAUCCGGAUAUGCAAGAUGUGGCGGGGCUUCGUCUCGCGGCGCCUCUUUCAGCUAAGGCUUCAUGCACUAGUAAUUUGCUGUAAUCCCGAAGAUCUUGAUCUAUCGAUAUCGUGUCCAUUGUGUUGCACCGUAAUUAGGUCGUCCUCUUACUAUUUUUUACUUUAACUCGUUCUUUGAAUGAUGCCCUCGUCUAGCUUUUCAACAUCUACUUUCAACUAGUUGUGAUGUCGUAAGUUUACGCUUUUCUAAUCCCGGAAAAAAAACGUGCUGCUGUGGAAAUCCAGGCUUUCUGUCGAAUGGCAACCGCAAGAGCGACAUGCUUAGUAAAUUUGCGGAGAAGGCGCGCUGCACUCAAAAUACAAGCCAAAUAUCGUGCACACACCUCUCAAUCGAAAUAUUCAAUUAGGGCAGUCUUUUGCUCAUGAUUUCUCCUCAUUGUGAUGCAGACUCUUUGCAGCUCCUCGUCUACAUGGAUGUUGAUUACAGUCACAUCUAUACAUAGACCAUUUUCAUUCCUUAUGUUGUUUGAUGACUCGUCCGUCCUGACUGUUUAGUUGUAUUUAGUUCUAAAUAUAGAACACGUAAAUGUAUUGCUGUGUGCUGUAGCAGUAGCUGUAGGUCUGUGGGUCUUGGUGAUGAUGUACUUACUCACUACGUGUUCUUAGUUCUAACACUGAGUUCCGGAAGGGCAUGAUCCGGAUACAGGCACAAUUACGAGGCAAACGUGUCCGCAGUCGCUUAGGUGAUUUUCGCGAGAUAGCAAAUCAACGGGAAGCUCAGAAGGCCAAGGACCGCAUAGCAAGAGAGCGCGAGCAGGAGGAGAGAAAACGACUAGAAGAGCGCCUUCUCGCGCAGGAGCAGGAAAUGGAGGCUACGAGAGCUGCGCAGGCAGAAAAGGAAGAUUAUGAACGACUGUUUCGUGCUUCGCUUGAGCCAUUGACUUUAUUCUGUGUUACUGUCUAGUAUGUAAGCGUAAGGUAUUUCACCGGUCGUAGGUCUACUCUAGGUUACUUAGGAUGACUACUCCUGGAGACGCCAUGGUGAUGAUAUUUCAUUCAAAAGAUCUGCAUUAGCACCCUCUCGCAGUAGACUUCGCAAAAACAAGAUCUAAGCAGAGCAAAUGCGUAAGACGCUAGCGGAUGAGGCCGAAAGAAGAGCACGGGAAAAGGUUGAAGAGGCUGAGCGCAAACAGGCAGAGGAACGGGCAAGGCUCGAACACGAGCGGGCGGAGGCAGAAAGAAAGCGGAAAGAUGCAGAAGAGAGUGCGCGGAACGCCGCGAUGCGGGAUCAAGCAUCAGCGCAGGAGGAAGCAUCGAAGAAGCUGCAGACCAAGUUACAAAGCUUGGCAGCAGAGUUGGAAUCGGUUAGUAUGAAUGAGGAACCUUUGCUUGACGAGUAAGUAGUUGUAAGUCACGUUCGCAGAUGAAGAAGUAUAAUAAGAUGUAGUAAUCAAAGGUCUCAUCGCAGUGCAAGUAGCUGAUGUCACCAUCAUCUCGGUGUCCCAUCAUCUUGCUGUACCUGCAGUACUUCUCGAACAGAAAAAAGACACUCGUGUCUAUAGGUAGCAUGCAUAGAUAGACUGUAGUGCGUAUUCUGUUGAGCCUAGCAUCAUGACAAGUAGAAGUAUGUGCGUGCUUCGAUACAGACAAAUGAUGGUAACGCUCCUUCCCCAUCAUUCUCUAACUCAUAAGGCGAACGCGACAAGUACAAAAAUGAUUGCGUAUUCCAGCGAGAGCAGCAUGAAAAAGCCCAGACUGACAAUAAUGCUGCUAGCAUAAAGCAUUUGGAAGAACUUCAGGAAACGCGAAGAGAGAACCUUGACUUGCGUGACCAGGUUCGAACGCUCAGCGAAGAAGCCACACAACACCAGGAGGAAGUCGCAAACCGAGCAUUGUCAUUGGAUGCACAGCAGACAGAAUUGUAUUUUUUAAACUCUGAUUAUGGGUUGAAGACGAACAACAAAUCGCCUAUUUCUCUUCAGGCUCAAGGUCUUACUUUUUCUCAACAUCAAGAAUAACGUCCUCCCUGCAACAGCAUCAAUUUCUCUUGAUUUUCAUGAAGAUCUUGACCAACCCGCGUACUCUUGGAAAAAUUAAAAGAUAAACGGGUUCAGUUCUCAAGAAUUCCGUCUCUUGCUUUACUCGGAGUAUCAUUCAUUUCUAACUCAAGCUAGAGCGGCUGAAGACCGAAGCGGCAGCGAAGGAUGCGCGACUGAGUGAGCUCGAGGCAGUGCAAGCCACAGCUGAGACGGGAGCUGCCGAAAAGCUUAGAGCCCUGGAACGUCAACUCGAGGACGCGAGGUUUGAGGUCGAAGCUGCGGAUAAAGCCAAGCUUGCUUUGCAGGAGCUGUGCAAUACAACGGCAGACGAAAGUCGGCAGCGCGUCGCGGAGUUGGAGAGUAGUGUUAAGCGAGGUUUUUCAUUAGAAGUUCGUACAGACCACUGGAAGGGAAACUGAUCUCUGGAGGUAUAGAUCAACGUAUGCUGACGGCUCCGUCUAGCUGGUAUCUGUACUAUCUAUCAAUAUGAUGCUGAGUUUGGGUGCUUGUAGCUGCGUGCAUCUAAGAGUGCGCGCAAAUUGCGUAAUGAGAUUGAGGACGCGGUGAGUACUCGAGACAAAGUGCAGAUUGAACUAGAGUUCACCCAGAAGAAGUGCGAAGAGGCACAGAACCAAGUGCGGUCGCAGAAAGAACAAGUCGAAAUCCUCGAGAUAGAGUUGGAAGAGGUAAAGGCAGCAGCGGUGCAGAUGCAGUCAAGGUCAAGCGGGGAACGCACACGCGGCUCGUCGUCCGACGCGCAAGGGAGAGGCACGGCCUCGAGUCCAGAGGAGGAAGGCGGCGGGGAUGCCGCUUUUACCCGUCCAACGAUAGCAAAUCAAAAAGAAUUUCUGAAAAUGGUCGAAAAAUCGAAACUCUCUCUCGUACAGGAAAAUUUGCAGGACCAGCAAGGCGGAGGCACACCAACCUUAGAUUAUGCUUAUAUUCGCUAAAAAAUAUCUAUAUCUUCAGCUCAGGAGCAAUAAUUUAAGUACAUGGUAAUAUCACGACACUUUCGUAGGUCGAUUUUCAUCUAUAGUAUACAAAUACAAUUGAAGUUGAUAUUGAUUAGAAUGCCUCUAUCUAAUUCUAAUUACACGUGAGCCAAGUAAAUUUUGUCCUGAGCAAACACGGCGCGGACGGCUGCUCUCCAGCAUCCUCGUCAACAAGGUCACGGCAACUGGGAACCGCGGACUCGACGCCUACAGCAACGUCUUUGGACAUGACACGUUUGCGAAAGCAACUGCAGGAGAAGACACGACAGCUAGCCGAACAUCAUGCGGCCUUCCAAGACCUGAAUGCAGAGUUUAACAUCAAACGCGAAGAGAAUCGAAGGUAUCUCGCAGAAGUACAACAAUUGAAAUUAUGUUGUUGAAGAAAAAAAUAAAAAAACUCUGUCUUUAUCUUUGUUCAAGUAGUGCUAGAAGAAGUGAUUCGCAUUUGUUGCAAGGAAGUCAACGAACUUCGCGCCACGUCUAUUUUGUUCUGGCGAGGACACUUGCGAUUCCGAUUUGUGUUAUUUUAGUUUUUCGUACCUAUGAAGAGUUUUAAUAAAUAUCUCCCAUGCAUUUGGAUUUGCAUUUUAUUUACGAUUACAUCAAGAACGUAGUUGAAGUCUUGUAGUCAGUCGCUCUAAAGCAAAGCGCCCGUGCUCAACUGGAGCUCCAGGCGCAGACCAUGGUCCCAGAGGAUCAACUGCGAAGCGUGAAGAACAAGAAAACCGAAUUAGAAGCAACGAAUGCGCGCAUGGCGUUUUCUCUGACUGUAUGUUGAGUAUCGUCGUUGUCGUACUUCUAGGAGUUGCACAACAUCCGCAUGGACCUACUUCCUUCCUUAAGACCUUGAGAACUUUGACAAGCGUACUUGAUACUUAGGGACUAUUACAUCAGCUAGAUCUGGAGGUUGUUCCCCCGUCUUCUCUCGCAUACAACUUUCAUCCUUGAAUUUGGAGAAACAGAAGGCGUUUUGCGAGGAGAAGAUCGAUUCGCUCGAGAGCGAGAUAGAGGCGAGGCGGAAGCAGAACAACGAACUUACGAACAAGCUCCGCCUCUUCGAACUUGAUGCGGAGAAUCGGGAAGCGAGUAAAAAUGCCACCUCAUCGUCUUCCAUUGCUGCUGCCGCUUCUGCUGGCGAGGGCGCAAGCUCGUCUAGCUCACCUGGUGCAGGAGGUGGAUUCGCUUCGGGGGCAUCUUCUUCUAGCGGCCACCAAGGUGCUACUAGCAGUAAGAGAUCGACAGCGCAACAGAUGCUAGCUCAACACGAUCAAGACAUACAGAGAAGCAAGCAUUUAGACGAUCUUGAGCAGGAGAAUGGGCGUCUAAAGCGCAGCUAUGAGGACAUGAAGGACUUGAAUCUUCAAUUUAGGAAACAAGUUGAGAAUUUUCUCGAAGACCUGCGAAAGAAAAAUGAGGAGAAUCGCGUUUUGCGUAUGGAAGCCGUUCGUUUGAGUCGGGAACGGGACGAGAUCCAUGCUGAGUUACAAACAAUGCAGGACACCAACGACAGGUUAGCGGGAACAAACACGUACUACAUUCAGAAAGUAGCGGACCAGCGGAACGAGCUGUCUCGCCUCAGAGACAGCGGGUCACAGCUGAGUGGAUCCCAGCAGCCGAGCCCAGGAGAGGAGGGGGAGCUUUGA
Amoebophrya sp. A25 is the source of this 4802-nucleotide messenger RNA. The record is from the annotation of a GenBank genome assembly. Lineage: Eukaryota; Dinophyceae; Syndiniales; Amoebophryaceae.